This is a messenger RNA of Diabrotica balteata, 1203 nucleotides long. The record is from the annotation of a GenBank genome assembly. Lineage: Eukaryota; Metazoa; Arthropoda; Insecta; Coleoptera; Chrysomelidae.
UUUAUUUUGUAAUAGUAACGAAGUAAGCGGAAAACUAAAAAAUGGCACGGUAUGAAUCAGAAAAUAUACCGAUGGAAAAUAUUGGGUAUACUGACUCUCGACACUGGGCAAUAUUUGAGCAGUGUGACACUGACAAAAAUGGAUAUAUUACUGUGGACGAAUUGGCAGUAUUUAUCUCCACUCAUGAAACAUCCUGUAACUUUAUUCCCCGUCGAGUUAUAAAAAAAAUUUACCAGAACGCUGAUAAAGAUAAAGAUCAGAAGCUCAGUUUUCAAGAAUUUGUAAAUCUUGUUGAAAGUCAAGAUUUUCAAUCUUUAGUACAUAAAUGUAUCACUACAUAUGUCCAUCACCUAAUACCACAUCCCAAACAGGAAAUAAGCCUCCGUUCAGCUCGAAGUGGCGACACACCAUAUUACUUAAAAAGAAGUGGCGAUCAAGAAGGAGCCGACCUUUGCGAUGAAUACUCAUGCUUUCCUCCGCCUGUUUUUAUGUUACUUAUUUCUAUACUCGAAUUUGCUUUAUUCAUAACAGAUGAACUAACACAGGAAGGAUCUUCACUAACUGCAACCGGCGUUACCGGUCGAUAUCUUCUCUACGAUCCAGACAAGAAAAAAGAAAUAUGGAGAUUCGUGACGUACAUGUUUGUACAUAUUGGAUAUAAUCAUAUAAUAACGAAUCUCGUUGUACAAUUGGCACUCGGAAUACCAUUAGAAAUGGUUAACAAAUGGUGGAGGGUUUUGCUCAUAUAUUUUUUGGGAGGAAUCGCCGGAAGCCUUGCACAUUCUAUAAUAGACGGGGAAAUUCGUUUGGGCGGUGCCAGUGGAGGUGUAUAUGCUCUUAUGACAGCACAUUUGGCUCAAGUGAUAAUGAAUUGGGACAGUUUACGAUUUGCAUCAGUGCAGCUUGUGGUUUUUGGACUAAUAAUAUCAAUCGAUUUGGGCACAGCGUCUUACCAACGGUACUACUUACAGGAAUUAAAUGGAAUUGGUGUUACCUGUCAUUUGGGCGGGGCUCUAGCUGGACUUCUAGUUGGAAUAUAUGUUUUAAGAAAUAUACACCAAACGACAUUAGAAAAGUACAUCUGGUGGGCGGCUUUAGUUCUUUAUAUAUUUCUAAUGAUAGGGGCAAUUGUUGCCACAAUAGUGAUAUAGUUUAAGCUCUUAUAUAUUUGAUAUUUUAUAAUAUACAUCAUUUUAGUUCAAA